AUGUCUCAACGCGCUAUUCUCGACCUAUCAUUCAAGUCACCUAUUCGCCAACUUCAUGAGGGUAACUAUUCCGAAUGGCUUAUGGAUAUACGUGCCCUGCUACGUAAACAGAAGCUAUGGAAGUAUACUCAAGAGACCCCCCCCGAGUCACUAACCGUGGCAGCCCUAGUCAAGUGGAAAGAAUCCUCUAUAGAGGCUGCCGACGUUAUAACACCUAUCGUCAGCGGCUCUGUUAAGCAACGGCUUAUCAUUGACGAGUUUAACUGUGGCUUUCGAAUGCUAUCCCGAUUAAUCACACUCUAUCGACCCACGGGUAACGAAGAAUUUAUGCGACUCACGAAAGAAUUCUACACUUUGAAGUACACCAGCUUCGAAACGAUAUCCGAAUACCUUACCCAUAUCAAGUUACUCGAAGAACGAAUUGCCGCUACAAACGUCAUUCUUAUCCCCGAUAAACAAACCAUUCUUUGUCUCUUCAUAUCGCUCCCCGGACAUCUCCAAUACUUGACCAAGAUUUGGGACGUUACACCGGAUAUGACUGCAGAAAAGGCCUGUACUAUGCUUCUGGAGGAAGAGAGGAAGGGAGAAAGACUAAAAUUUCCGGAGGAAGAGGAGAGAGCUAUAUUUGCGGCUGCGGCUGUUAGAGGAAAGGCUGAUAAGCCCCCAUAUAAGACGUGUGGGAGGCUACAUGGACCGGUGUGUUGGACUGAACGUCCUGAUUUGGCCCCGGAAUGGUAUCAACCGCAGGUUGGUGUCAAGCGGAAGCGUACCGAGUUAGGGGAGGCUCAGGCUGCGAUAGCCUAUUCGUUCUAA
Molecule: messenger RNA, 813 nt
Organism: Letharia lupina
Lineage: Eukaryota; Fungi; Ascomycota; Lecanoromycetes; Lecanorales; Parmeliaceae
Exons: 1
Coding region: 1-813 (270 amino acids)
Source: RefSeq, a predicted model, not a curated record